Colletotrichum karsti is the source of this 1470-nucleotide messenger RNA. Its product is annotated as histidine acid phosphatase. Gene Ontology annotation, molecular function: phosphatase activity. The transcript has 2 exons. The record is from RefSeq and is a predicted model, not a curated record. NCBI's taxonomy places the organism in Eukaryota, Fungi, Ascomycota, Sordariomycetes, Glomerellales, Glomerellaceae. Gene Ontology annotation, biological process: dephosphorylation.
CUGAACGCAAAGAGCCUCAAAAAGCUGGGAAUCAUGAUCGGCAAGGGCCUCAUUGCUGCCAGUUGGCUCGCCAGCACUGCUGUUGCUGAGACAGUCCAUGGCGUUGUCGUUUUCACGCGCCACGGAGACAGAAACACCAAGCACUACGGAGCUCAGGCCAUCACCAGUGUAGGAGCCCAGCAGUGUUUUCAGGUUGGCAGUGACUACCGAAGCCGUUACUUGGAGUCUGGCUCUCCUCACCGGAUUCUCGACAUCUCCGAAGACAAGUACGUCUCGUCGCAGAUCUACGCCAGCGCUCCCGACCAGAGCCUUCUCAAGAACUCGGCCACGGCCUUCCUUCAAGGUCUCUACCCACCACUGACCGACCUUGACGCCGAGAUCGCGACCACAACUCUCAACAACGGCAGCGAGAGCAGCAACCCCCUGAAUGGGUACCAGUACGUUUUCCUCCACGGCGAGAACAAGAACUCUCCCGACACCAUCUGGAUCAAGGGUGAUGAUGGGUGCCCGGCCAAUGCCGCCGCCUACAAGUCUUUCGAGGAGAGCGACGAGUUCAAGACGCGCCUCGAGACAACGAAAGACUUCUACGGCAGCUUCUACGACGUUCUCGAGAGCGUGUACGACUACAAGCCCGAGAACAUGACGUACAAGAACGCCUACGAUAUCUUCGACCUGGUCAACGUUGCUCGCAUUCACAACAGCACUUCCUUGGCUCGCAACGUCACGGAUGAGGAGCUCUUCCAGCUCCGGACGCUGGCCGACAGCUCUGAAUUCGGCUACAACUUCAACGCCUCUCAACCCGCCCGCGCCAUCCACGCGCAAACACUCACCGCCGGCAUCCUUGCUCAACUGAACGAGACCAUCACCUCUGAAGGCAAGCUCAAGUUCUCUCUGCUCUCCGGCAGCUACGAUACCUUCCUUGCCUUCUUCGGUCUCAUGGACCUUGUUUCGGUCUCCACAAACUUCACCGGUCUGCCAGACUACGCUUCCACCAUUGCCUUCGAGUUGGUGAGCGACAACACCACGACGUUCCCUGCCGAUGCGGACGCCGACAUGCGCGUGCGCUUCCUCUUCCGCAACAGCACGUUCGGUGAACUGACGCCCUACCCGCUCUUUGGCACUUCCGAGGAGACUCUGUCAUGGCCCGAAUUCGUCAGUGAGAUGCAGGGACGUGCCAUCAGCACCGUCGAGGAGUGGUGCAAUGUGUGCUCAAGUGUGCAAGACUUCUGUUUCACUAGCCAGAGUGAGGCACCGAGCUCUGAUUCUGGCAAGAGUGGUAGCGGGAUGUCGAACGCUGUUGCUGGUGUUAUUGGUGCCGCAGUCACCCUUGGCGUUGUAGCUAUUGCCGGAGCUAUUGCGUUUGUGGUGUUGAGGAAGCGUCGCUCGACGUCAGCUGUGGCCGGGUCUCAACGUCAACAGUCUGGGGGUGAGAAGUCAAGUCUGCGUAGCGGGGGAAGCGGAAGUGUCUGA